CAUUGUACGUUUUUCUUUGAUCACAUUAAGUUCAUAAAAUUUCAACAACACAAUCGGAACAGAUAAAUAUGUGGCUUUUAAUAGCAUUUCUAGUAUUUGUGUUAGUUUUGUCUUUAUUUCAUUUGAAUAAAACUUACUAUGUUUUGGCGUUCUUUUCCAAACGCAUUCGCACCGUAAAUGGUGAGGACAUUGAAAGGAUUUUGCCAACUUUACCUGGAAACACCAUAUUUGGAAAUACCUUUGACACAUUUGGGUUAGACUUUGUGCAGACAUUUAAAUUUUUUCGCCACAAUGCGACGAGAAUGCAAGGCAGCUAUGUCACAUACAUGGGUGGCAAAACCCUUCUAAAUGUCCUCGAUGCCGAUCUAGCCGAAAUGGUGUUUACCAAUAGCAAAUUGAUAACGAAAGGGUUUUCCUAUAAAUUCCUACAACCUGCUUUGGGAGAGGGUCUGCUCAUGUCGACAGAUGAAAAAUGGCAUGGCCGACGUAAAAUGCUAACUCCAGCCUUCCAUUUCAAUAUAUUGAUGAAAUUUCAGGAAAUUGUCAAAGAAGAGAGCAUAACAUUUGUGCAGCGUAUGGAGAAUUGCAAAGGAAAUGAGGUUGCUCUGGACAAGCAUGUACAAAAAUUUACUUUAGAUGUCAUAUGUGAAACCGCUUUGGGUGUUAAAUUGGACGAGUGCCUUAAUGGCGAUAAAUACCGUGAAAACAUAUCAGUCUUUGAGGAAUCCUUCAACAAGCGUUUGCAAUAUCCCCAUCUAUGGCUUGACUUUGUCUAUAAAACCCUAGAGGAAUUCAAAUAUUUGCCUGCCCUAAAAAUAGUCCAUGAUUUCUCCAGUGAUGUUAUCAAGAAAAAGAGGCAACAAUUUGCCCAGGAAUUUCAUAGCGAUGAGACUUCAGAGGAGCAGUUAUAUCAAAAGAAACGAUAUGCUCUGUUGGACACCUUGCUGCGUGCCGAACAGCAGGGCCUUAUAGAUCAUGCGGGAAUAUGCGAAGAGGUGGACACUUUCAUGUUUGGAGGAUUCGAUACCACAUCAAUGACUUUGAUAUUUUGCCUCAUGAACUUGUCUCUCUAUCCUGAAAUGCAGGAAUGCUGUUAUCAAGAAAUUCUAGAGCAAACAGAUUCGGAUUUGAGUACUUUGGAUAUAACUCAGCUAAAUAGGCUGAAAUAUUUGGAAAAUUUUCUUAAGGAGUCAAUGCGUAUGUACUCCAGUGUUCCAACAAUAAUGCGAACUGUUGUUGAGGAGACUUCACUAUCAAAUGGAUUGAUAUUACCUGCAAAUUCAUACAUCAUGGUGCAUAUAUUCGAUUUGCAUCGAAAUCCCAAAUACUUUGAUAAGCCUGAUGAGUUUAAUCCAGAUAGAUUUUUACCAGAGAAUUCUGUGGGCCGACAUCCUUAUGCCUAUACUCCAUUUAGUGCCGGACAAAGGAAUUGCAUAGGACAAAAAUUUGCCAUGUUUGAGAUGAAAACCCUACUGGUUCAUAUUCUCAAGAACUUCAAAAUUCUACCAGCAGUAGAUGCGGAAACCUUGCAGUUCCAAUCUGGGAUUAUUAUUAGAACUAAAAAUGAAGUAAAAGUGAAGUUUGUUGAAAGGCAAUAAAGAAAUUCCAUGUCUGAUUAUACUUUUUU
Stomoxys calcitrans (stable fly) is the source of this 1627-nucleotide messenger RNA. Its product is annotated as probable cytochrome P450 4p3. Bases 69 to 1598 code for a protein of 509 amino acids. The record is from RefSeq and is a predicted model, not a curated record. The transcript has 6 exons. Gene Ontology annotation, molecular function: heme binding; iron ion binding; oxidoreductase activity, acting on paired donors, with incorporation or reduction of molecular oxygen. NCBI's taxonomy places the organism in Eukaryota, Metazoa, Arthropoda, Insecta, Diptera, Muscidae.